AUGCUCCAGUCCGGUGGCCAUCCUUCGGCGCAGGAAUGGUUCAUGGUUCAGACCAAAUCGAAGCCUCGGGUGCAGCGACAGCGCCUGCAAGUGCAGCGCAUCUUCAGAGUCAAGCUGAAUGCCUUCCAGAACCGGCCGGACACCCCCUACUUCUGGCUGCAGCUUGAGGGGCCCAGAGAGAACAGGAACAAAGCCAAGGAGUAUCUGAAGGGCCUGUGUAGCCCCGAGCUGUGGAAGGAGGUUCGCUACCCACCGGUCCUGCACUGCGCUUUCCUUGGGGCCCAGGGCCUCUUCCUCGACUGCCUCUGCUGGAGCACCCUGGCCUACCUGGUGCCUGGUCCCCCGGGGUCCCUGAUGGUGGGCGGGCUGACUGAGUCUUUCAUCAUGACCCAGAACUGGCUGGAGGAGUUGGUGGGGAGGCUGCGCUGGGGCCCUGUUCCUCUGCUGAUCCCUCGGGGGAUCUGGGAGGCGGAGGUGGCCCGAGCCUUUGGGGCCCUGGUCUGGAUCCGUGGUGACCAGUAUGCAGGGGAUCUGCUCCAGCUGCCUCCUGCAGUCCAGGAGCUGCUGCUGAGCCUGGUGCGGGAUGCUGCAGGCAAGGAAGACAUCUUCAAGUGGCUGGGCCGCGUCGGCAUCUCAGACACCCUCUCCGGCCCGGGGCUCCUGAUCUGCUCUCCCCACCAGCAGAAGGAAGGUCCAGCCAUGGUGCCUGGUGGGGAGGGUUCCAAGCCCUUACUGGAGAUGGGAACCUUCCAGAAUGGGCACCCAGAGGAUCUGAAGAGAUUAACCAACUUGGGAGCCACCGGGCCCCUGGUCUCAGGCAUCUUUGGCCUUCAGGAGAUCCCAGCCCAGCCCAAACAACAGGAGACAGCAAACCAGCCAGUACAGGUCUGUUCCAACAACAAAGGUGGUUCGGACAAUGUGCGUGAGGAAAGGCCAGCGCAAGCUACCAGCAGCCAAACCUCUGUGAAGGACACACAAGCUUUGUUGCAGCAGAGGCAGGUCCAGAGGGCGGAAGAUAAACUCUCCUUCCAGCCACCGGUGUCAGCUCUGGGUGUGUGCCGGCCCUGGAAGGCCUGGAGCCCAGGGUCAGCCUUUAGGCCCUUGUGGCCAGGGGCUAUUGCUGCAACGUUCUGGAGAAUCAGUGAACUGCAUUCUGUUCACCUGGCUUGGCUCCUGUCCCAGGCAUGUUUCAACUUUUCCUUCUGGCAGAGGUCUCUAAGCCCCAUUCAGUUUAAGCUUCCAAGGAAGAAUCCUUUGCCCUUAAACCUGGGGUGGAAGUUGAAGGAACUAUCUCCUUUGCUCAGUGUGGAAAGCCCAGCUUGUAGACCAAAUGGGGGGCUGGGAGGAAAGGUAGCCCUAGAGAAUUGCCCGAGGCUAGAGACCCCUCAAAAAGUCAUGAGUUUAUUGGUGGUCCCAGGGGGCUCAGGGGUAAAGGACAGAUUUAGCUCAGGACUGGCGCAGAUAGGGCUACCUUCUACCUCUGCACUUCAACUGCAAGCUGUAGGUGAGCCAGGGGAUCAAGGUAGCACACAGUGGGAUUGCAAGGAACUGAAAGAGAGGCCCUUUCCAGCGGGACAUAUAGGGCAAAGGAUGCCCUCAGCUCAAGACAGGCCCUUGGCCGUGACAGCCCAGUCAGUACCUGAGGCUCAAACAGUGUCUGAAACUCUACAAAUGUCCGUGGCUGCAGCGGUGCCUACGGCUCAGAAAACACCCACAACUGAAAUGCUGCCUGCCGCUCCCCCAGUGCCUGCAGCUCAGAUGAUGCAGGCAGUGCACACAGCAACUGCACCUCGUGAAGUGCCUUCGGCUCCGACAGAGCCAGCAGCUCAGGUGAUGCCUGCAGCUCAGAAAGCAGCCAUGCAUCAGCUGGCCCCUGCUACUCAAAUGCUGUCCACGGCUCCUCACACUCCCACAACUCAAAAGAUGCCUGCAGUGAAAACAUCACCUGCAGGUUCCAAAAUGUCCAAAGCUCAAACUGUACCUUCCUCUAAAACUUCCAAAGCACCUGCAGCCUCCAAUGCGCCUGCAGUUUCCAAAGCCUCAAGAGUUCCCAAAAUGCUGGGCUCUCAGAAGGCACCUCCAGAUUCAGGGCUGACCCAGUCUCCCUCCAAGGGCAGUGCCACCUUCCAGAAGAGCCAAGGUCCCCAGGGCAAUGACACUCUGGCCUCCUACAGUCAACACCGUCCCCAGGAGAGUCUUCUGGGGGCUUGGGAAGGGGCCCCGAGGCAACCGCCUCACCACCCACAGGUGAAUGGUACAGUGACCAGUUUCCAGAGGUACCAUGAGGCCCUGAAUACACCCUUUGAGCUGAGCCUGUCACAGGAACCCGGGGACCAGGGCUUGCGGCGAGUGGUCAUUGAUGGCAGCAGCGUGGCUAUGGUGCACGGCCUCCAGCACUUCUUUUCCUGCCGUGGCAUUGCCAUGGCGGUGCAGUACUUCUGGAACCGGGGACACAGAGAGGUCACUGUAUUUGUGCCCACCUGGCAGCUGAAGAAAAACCGGAGGGUGAGAGAGAGCCACUUUCUGACAAAGCUGCACUCCCUUAAGAUGCUUUCAAUCACCCCGUCCCAGCUCGAGAAUGGCAAGAAGAUCACCACAUAUGAUUACAGGUUCAUGGUAAAGUUGGCAGAGGAGACAGAUGGCAUCAUUGUCACCAAUGAGCAGAUCCAUGUCCUGAUGAAUAAUUCUAAGAAACUUAUGGUUAAAGAUCGCCUACUGCCCUUCACCUUUGCUGGGAAUCUCUUCAUGGUACCAGAUGACCCUCUGGGCCGUGAUGGCCCCACCUUGGAUGAGUUUCUGAAGAAGCCAAACAGGUUGGACACCGACAUUGGCAAUUUCCUGAAGGUGUGGAAGACUCUUCCCUCCAGUUCAGCCAGCAUCUCUGGGCUGAGUGAUGCUGCUGACCCUGAGCCCCUGAAGAGUCUGCAGCACAUGGAAGAAGUCAGGGUGAAGAAGGAGAGGCGGAAUGAAGAACAGAGAGAGGGGCAGGGGAUGCAGAGGCUGGCUGAGGAAGACAACCUCGACUCUUCCCUGGCAUCAGUGUUUGGCGUUGAGUGUCCCUCCCUGUCAGAGGAGAUCCUUCAGUGCCUCAGCCUCAAUGACCCCCCUGAUGGGGCCCUGGACAUUGAUCUCUUGCCUGGGGUGGCUUCUCCCUACCUGGGUAUCCCCUGGGAUGGGAAGGCUCCCUGCCAACAGGUUCUGGCCCACCUGGCCCAGCUAACAGUCCCCAGCAACUUCACAGCACUCUCCUACUUUAUGGGAUUCAUGGACUCCCACCAAGAUGUCAUCCCUGACUAUGAAGCCCUUGUGGGCCCCCUUCACAGCCUUCUCAAGCAGAAGCCAGACUGGCAAUGGGGCCAAGAGCAUGAGAUGGCCUUCCUGGCCCUGAAGCGAGCCCUCGUGUCUGCCCUCUGUCUCACAGCCCCCAAUUCCCAGCUGCCCUUUCACCUGGAGGUGACGGUGAGCAAGGUGGCCCUGACAGCCAUCAUCUACCAGGAGCACUCAGGGAGGAAGCACCCCAUAGCCUAUACCUCGAAACCCCUGCUCCCUGAUGAGGAUGGCGAGGGCCCUCAGUCAGGGGGAGACAGCCCCUAUGCAGUGGCCUGGGCUCUCAAGCAUUUUUCCCGCUGUAUUGGGGACCUCCCAGUGGUCUUAGACCUUUCCUAUGCCUCCCGGACCACUGUGGACCCUGAAGUGAGGCAAGGCUGCAGUGUUUCCAAAGCAUGGCUGAUCCGAUGGUCCCUGUUGGUACAGGACAAAGGCAAAAGGGCUCUGGAGUUGACCCUUCUCCAAGGCCUGCUGGAGGAAAACCGACUCCUGAUGCCUGCUGCUUCCAUGCCUCGUUUUUUCCAGGUUCUGCCUCCUUUUUCCGACUUGUCUACUUUUGUCUGCAUCCACAUGUCUGGCUAUUGUUUCUACCGUGAGGAUGAGUGGUGUGCUGGCUUUGGCCUUUAUGUCUUGUCUCCAACCAGUCCCCCUGUCUCCCUUUCCUUUUCCUGUUCCCCUUACACCCCAACCUAUGCCUACCUGGCGGCCGUGGCCUGUGGGUUGGAGCGCUUUGGCCAGUCCAGCUUCCCUGUGGUUUUCCUUACCCACUGCAACUGGAUCUUCAGCCUCCUCUGGGAGCUCCUUCCCCUCUGGAGGGCUCGGGGCUUCCUCUCUUCUGACGGGGCUCCACUACCUCACCCAGACCUGCUCUCCUACAUUAUAUCCCUCACCUCUGGCCUCUCAUCCCUCCCAUUUAUCUACCGAACAUCCUAUCGGGGGUCCCUGUUUGCAGUGACGGUGGACACCCUGGCCAAACAGGGUGCCCAGAGGGGUGGGCAGUGGUGGAAUUUGCCAAAGGAUGUACCAGUCCCUGUAGUGUCUCCCCAUACCAAAGGCAAGAGGCCCAACCUGCUGGCAUUGCAGCUGAGUGAUAGCACCCUCGCGGAUAUCAUUGCCAAGCUGCAGGCUGGACAGAAAUUGCCCAGCUCCUCACCCUUCACUUCUGCCUUUAGCUCCCUCAGCCUUGAUGAGGAGAGUGGCCUGCUUAUGUUCAAGGGAGACAAGAGGCCCAGGGUCUGGGUUGUCCCAAGGCAACUCCGGAGGGAUCUGAUUUUCUUGGUGCAUGACCUCCCCAUGGGGGCCCAUCAGAGGCCGGAGGAGACCUACAAGAAGCUACGGUUACUGGGGUGGUGGCCUGGGAUGCAGGAGCAUGUGAGAGUGUACUGCAGGAGCUGCUUAUUCUGCAUCCCCAGGAAUCUCAUAGGCAGUGAGUUGAAGGCUGUUGAGUCCCUGUGGCCCAUCAGGUCGACUGCCCCCUGGUCGAACCUGCAGAUUGAGGUAGUGGGUCCGGUCACCAUCAGUGAGGAGGGCCACAAGCAUGUGCUUAUUGUGGCUGACCCCAACACCAGGUGGGUGGAGGCAUUCCCACUGAAGCCCUACACACACACAGCCGUGGCCCAGGUGCUGCUGCAGCACGUAUUUGCCAGGUGGGGUGUUCCCGUGAGGCUAGAGGCAGCCCAGGGCUCCCAAUUUGCCCGGCAUGUCCUUGUGAGCUGUGGGCUAGCCCUGGGGGCCCAGGCGGUCUGCCUGAGUAGAGACCUCCAGUUCCCCUGUCUGACGACCUCAGGGGCCUACUGGGAGUUCAAGAGAGCCCUCAAGGAGUUCAUCUUUCUGCAUGGGAAGAAGUGGGCAGCUUCCCUGCCCUUGCUACACCUGGCCUUCAGGGCCUCCUCCACACAGGUUACACCUUUCCAAAUCCUGACUGGGAGUGAGGUGAAGCUGGCCGAGCCCCUCUGGUGGGAGAUGAGCAGUGCCAGUAUUGAAGGGCUCAAGAUGGACAUCUUCUUGCUCCAGCUCAUUGGAGAACUGCUGGAACUCCACUGGAGGGUGGCCGACAAGGCCUCUGAGAAGGCGGAGAACAGGUGUUUUAAGCGGGAGAGCCAGGAGAAGGAGUGGAACGUGGGUGACCAGGUUCUCGUGCUGUCCCUCCCCAGGAAUGGCAGUAGUGCCAAAUGGGUGGGUCCCUUCUAUAUUGGUGACCGGCUGAGCUUGUCUCUUUAUAGGGUAUGGGGCUUCCCAACCCCAGAGAAGUUGGGCUGUAUCUAUCCUAGCAGUCUGAUGAAAGCCUUUGCCAAGAGCGGCACUCCCCUGUCUUUCAAGGCCUUGGAACAGUGA
Molecule: messenger RNA, 5661 nt
Organism: Orycteropus afer afer
Lineage: Eukaryota; Metazoa; Chordata; Mammalia; Tubulidentata; Orycteropodidae
Gene: NYNRIN
Product: NYN domain and retroviral integrase containing
Exons: 8
Coding region: 1-5661 (1886 amino acids)
Biological process (GO): DNA integration
Cellular component (GO): nucleus; cytoplasmic ribonucleoprotein granule
Molecular function (GO): RNA-DNA hybrid ribonuclease activity; mRNA binding
Source: RefSeq, a predicted model, not a curated record